This is a messenger RNA of Closterium sp. NIES-65, 4587 nucleotides long. The record is from the annotation of a GenBank genome assembly. NCBI's taxonomy places the organism in Eukaryota, Viridiplantae, Streptophyta, Zygnematophyceae, Desmidiales, Closteriaceae.
AUGCCGUCACGCGGGGAGCUACCCGCGUUCACCUUCACGGCGCGAGAAGACAACCGCUCACCCGCCGCAGCACCGCCGUCCGCAGCAGCCGUCCCCGCUACCGCCGGCUCUCCACUCCCCACAGCAACAACCACGACGGUCGCGCCGAAGGCUGGAAAGUCUUCCCCUGUCAAGCCGCCAGCGGCGUCCCCUACGAUCCGGCCUUCCCCUGGGGUUUUCAGGAGUGGGGUGUCUGGGGCAGCUGCAGGGCCUUCAAGCAGAGCGCCAGGACGCGGCGGUACUGGAAGGACGGGAGGGGGGAGGGCGGGCGGAAGGGAUCACAGCGGCCGGGGGCGAUUAGCCGCUGGAGGUGACGCGCCGCGAGUUGCUUUUGGGCGGGGAGUACCGAACGCUGCGGUUCCAAGUGCUAAGGCGGCAGGUAGCGGCAAGACUGCUGGCACUGGCAAAACGGCUUCUGCAGCCGGGAAAACGGCUGAUUCCGGUCCUGUCAAGUCUGCAGCUGCGGCUGCUAAUACGACGACCACUGGCGGCACCACCGCCGCGGUAUCCAUGCCCAAGAAAGAAUCUUCCGCACAUGCUGUCAAGGAGCCCCCGUCAGAACCUACAGCCGCGCGGAGCAUUGGCGUGAACGUGGCGCAGCCUCCGCACCUGGCACAGCCGAGCGUAGUGACGGCCGCCGCGACUAACGCAGCUCCCGCGCAAGGGAGCGCGGGUUUCUUAAGGACGGGAAGGGGGGACGCGGCAGCCGCAGCGGCCGCGGGCGUAAUAUCGGCGGGAACCGCGGCGGGGUUUCGGGAGCCAGGACCCGGAGCUGCCGUUGGCAUCGCCGCAACGGAGCCGGGUAGCUCGUCGGGGGCUUUCACGGUGUUUCCGCGCACGGGGCGGGGGGAUGUGCGGCGGGCGUACGCGCUGGGGAAGGAGCUUGGGAAGGGCGGAGGGGGCGUGGUGCGCGAGUGCUUGGAUCCGCUCACGGGGCGGCCGGUGGCGGCGUGCAAGAGCAUUCCCAAGUCGAAGCUACAGCGGCGCGACCUGGCGGACGAGGUGCGAAUGGAAGUAACUGCGAUGAAGCGGCUGCACGGGCACGCGCACGUGGUGCAGCUGCUGGGCGUGUACGAGGACGCGCGCGCCGUGCACCUCGUCAUGGAGCUCUGUACCGGCGGCGACCUCUACGACUUCCUCACCGCCGCCGUCACGCUCCCCGAGCCGCUCGCCGCGCGCAUCGCGAGCCAAAUCCUCCGCGCGUUGAGCCACUGUCACCGCAACGGCAUACUCCAUCGCGACGUGAAGCCCGAAAACAUCCUCCUCGUGCGCGCUGCGCCACUCCCCAACCGCGCUUCCGCCUCCGCCGCUGCCGACGGCGCGGAUGGCAAACCUGCGGGGCAAAACCCCGCGGAAGCGGUGAAGGCGUCGACGGCGGCGGGCGCGGCGGGCGGAGACGGCGGGGACGGCCCGCCGAGUACCCCGAGCAGCACGGCAACGAGCAGUCUGUUCAGCACGCGGAGCAGUUUCCUCGACUCCUCCAAUGGCGCAACCACCACCGCUAGCGCCAGCACCGCCACUAGCAGUCACGGCGCGACGCGAGGCCACCACGCGGAUGACACCGACGCGAGUGGGGCCUGGGACGCCCGCAGCGGCAGCGGCGGGGAAUUUGGCACCGCUUCCUGCGCGGAGGAUGGGUGGGCGGAGAUCCACGUGAAGCUGGCAGAUUUCGGGCUGGCCGUUCCGCUGAAACCGGGGCAGCAAGCCGUGGGAAUGCACGGUAGCUCCGUGUAUAUGGCACCUGAGGUCGUAUGUCGGAAACCGUACGGCGUGCAGGUGGAUAUGUGGGGCCUUGGGGUUAUACUCUAUACCGCGCUCUCCGGUUUUAUGCCGUUUUGGGGCACGACGGACGAGGAGCUCUUUGUGCGGAUUCUUCGCGGCCGCCCGGAUUACCGCAGCGAUCCGUGGCCGUCGAUCUCGGACGAAGCGAAGGAUCUGAUCCGUUGGUUGCUGACGAUAGAUCCGCCGCGCCGAGCGACCGCGGAAGCCGCGCUCGCGCACCCGUGGAUUCUCCGUCACUGCCCCCCGCAACUGCCGUCCCUCUCCCUUCCGCCGACGCUGCGCGAAGCGGGCGCCCCGCUGCACAGGCGCCGGCCCGCGUCCUCCGCGUUCCCCCCCGGCAGCCUGCACUUUCCGCCAUCCACCGCGCGGAGGCUCGAUGGCGCAGUGGGAGUGCGCGGAUUGGGGGAAAAAGGCGAGGAAAGGCCAAAAGGAGGGAGUGCGGUCGGGGGAGCGGCAGCGUCCACAGCAGCGACUGCUGCAGGCAUGGUUGGGAAAGUUGGCACCAGUGCAGCUGCAGCACCAGCAGCAGCAGCAGCAGUACCAGCAGCAGCAGCAGCAACCACUGCGUCCGCUCCUGUCGCUUCUACACCUCCUGCCACACAGACUCGUUGUGCAGUAGCUGCGGCACCUGCUCCUGCCUCCACCGCUUUCACCCCCUUCGCAGCAGCUGCUGGUGCUGGUGCUGGUGCCCCCUCUCCGUCCCUAGUAGCAGCUACCACUCUCGCUACUGCUUCUACUGCUUCCCCUGUUCCUACUGCUGCUCCUGCUCCUGCUGCGGCUACUGCUCCCCCUGUUGCUGCCUAUCCCGCUGCGGCACCUGCCGUGGCGACGGCGGCACAGGAGGCACACAUGGAUGUAUGCACGCGCGCGGACAUGGACGCGAGUGGGCGGGGUGUUAGUGCCAUGGACGCAUGUGCGCGAGCGGACAUGAUGGACACAGAUGUGGAGAUGAGCGAUGGGGCCGCUGUUGCUCUCGCUCUCGCUGUUGCUGUGGCUGCUCCUACUACCACUUCUGCUGCUGCUGCUGCUGCUGUUGUGGGUGCUGGUGGGAAGAGGCAAGGCGGCAGCAGCAGUGCGGAGCAUUCGCCCAUGAAGGAGGGGCCGGACGACGCUGUCUGCAUGGAUGGGCAUGAGCAGGCGCAAGAGCAUGGAUUCGUGCAUGCGCCUUCGCCUGCUCCUGAGAAUGGCCGCUUCCUGUCGCAUGCGCAGGUUAGUGAGGCGCUGCCCUGGCAGCACCAGCAGCAGCAGCAGCAGCAGGUGCAGGAUUUCAGUCAGUUUGCACCGACACAUGCGCACGGGCGAGGCUUUGCCCACAGCUACAUGCAUGGGCAGUCCCCUCUCUACCCUCGCCUGCCGGGCCAGGACCCCGCCUUUGCUGCCUUCGCCCCCACUCCCCCUUUCAACCACUCCUCCGCUUUCCACCACUCCAACCCCACCCCGCCCCUGCUUCCUGCACCGGAUUUCACCUGCCCCAACCCCUCGUCCUCCUCUGCAUUCCUGCCUCCCUCUCCUGCCGCCUCUCCCGCUCCUUCCUUCGCCUCGUCUGCUUCCUCUUGCCCCACGCCUUUUCUCGCCCCUCUCCCUCCACUCUCCAUGCUCCCUACCUCUGCGUUCAGCCUGUCCCACACACCCACUGCCCCUGCAGCCGCUGCUUCCGUUGCCCCCACCACCCAUGCCCCUUCUCCUUACAACAGCACAGCACCGCCUCCAGCCAUUACUGCACCUCCAGCUCCCACCGCUUCUCCUCUCCCUGGUGCGUCCAGCCCAGCCGGGUCAAGCUCGCCCACCGCCCUUCCCCCUGGCACCUUUGUCAUCUUCGGUAGAAGCGCACCCAGUACUAGCACAGCAGCUGCGCCAGGAGCAGCAGGCGUGGCACAACUGCAACAGCCGUCCGCACUGGCGCAGUCACCGCUUGCCCCUGCCCCUGCUUCUGCUGGUGCAGGUCCUGGUGUCGGUGCAGCAGCAGCAGUCGCAGGAGCAGGCAGUCGGGGUUGCAGUGACGGCUACCACUCCGCUCACUGCGCCUGCAGCAGCCCCCCUAUUGGCCUCUUCUCUAUCGGGGCGCCAGGGGCUUUCCGGCUGGGAACAGCAGACCUGGGAGAUGGUGGGUUCACCCGAGGAGGAGCAGGGACGGAUACGAUUAUGGGGGAAGGCAGCCGGGGAUUGGCUGGGAGGAGUUCGUUGGGGGGCAACCGAGAGGGUAUCAGCCCCGGUCGUAGGAGGUGCCUGUUUGGCCAAGCCCACUCUGCCAGCAACGCCGCCUCUGCUGCUCCUCUUGCUCCCUCUGCUGCUGCUUCAGCUGCGGCACUAGCAGCGUCCGCAGCAGCAGUAUCAGCGUCGGCUGUUUGCGUCUCGGUGCUGCCUUCCCUCGCGCCUGCACCCAAGGCUAGCAGGGGGGGAGGUGGAGGAACCAGCCUAGGCCCCAUCACGUCCCAGCGCACCCGCCCCUCUGCUCUCAGCAGCCCCUUCUACCUGUUUUCGCCCAAGAGGAAGCUGCGCAAGGCUCAGGUUGUGAGCGGUGGAGGGAAGGACGAGCGAGCAGGACGAGUAGAGAAGGGCGCUGGAAUGUCAGCAGUGGCUGCCGCAGCUGCUGAGGCUGCUGCCGGUGCAGCAGGGGAUUCUUGCCCUGGGUCGGUUGGAUCCAUCUCUGCUUUCCGAGCCCGUCUCUCCCCUGCGGUGCUGAUCGAUAGGCAGGACCAGCGGGAGGACAAGGGGGUAGAGGGAUUGGUAGUGGUGGAGAGGGGGGGAUUGGUGGAGCAGGCGUGA